Messenger RNA from Aedes albopictus (Asian tiger mosquito), 2916 nucleotides. RefSeq lists its product as uncharacterized. The record is from RefSeq and is a predicted model, not a curated record. The transcript has 2 exons. NCBI's taxonomy places the organism in Eukaryota, Metazoa, Arthropoda, Insecta, Diptera, Culicidae. The coding region runs from base 1 to 1548 and encodes 515 amino acids.
AUGACGUCCCCGUCGUACGAGCUAUCCAAAUACGUAGGGCGGAUCAUCCAACAAUCCUUGGUAAGCUCCUACAACAUCAAAGACUCGUUCUUGUUUUGCCAAUUCAUAAACGGCGUCACCCUACCCGACGAUCACGUGCUCAUCUCUUUGGAUGUCAAAGCACUAUUCACGUCGAUACCGAAAUCCCUAGUGAUUAACAGUAUCAUCAUGCGGUGGAACGAAAUCAGUCCAAAUACAAACAUCAACUUGGACCUCUUCCUCGAAAUCGUGGAGUUCUGCAUUGACAGCAGUUACUUCCGGUUCGAUGGACAACACUACCUUCAAGUAUUUGGUACAGCCAUGGGCAACCCACUCUCACCGUCUAUAGAAGACUGGGUGAUGGAAACCCUGCUGGACACCGUUAUUCGCAUGCUCAAGAUUCCCCUACCGUUUCUGCGAAAGUUUGUGGACGAUCUUAUAACAGCCAUUCCACUAAAUCAACUCCAACACGUACUAGAAACGUUCAACAGCUAUGAUGUUCACAUCCAGUUCACCUACGAACUAGAGGUGGACAACAAAUUACCUUUCUUGGAUAUGCUCCUCAUCAGGCAGAGUAACCAAAAGGUAACAACACAAUGGUAUCAGAAACCCAUUGCAAGCGGAAGGUUUCUGAAUUACUUUUCUUGCCAUCCAAUGAGCCAAAAGUUGAACAUGGCUAAAAAUCUUGCCAGUCGUGUAAACCUGCUUUCCACUGACCUAGACAACCAAGCAAAGGUCAAAAUCAUUGAUGAACAGCUGAAAAUCAAUUAUUACCCAAAGUCUCUGAGGCACCGAAUAGCAAACAGAAUGAACGAGAAUAGAUCCGAUGAAGUUCUCACGCAGCGGUCGCUACAGCUGGAUAACCUGGAACAUACCUACCGUAGCAUUCCAUUCAUACCUCGCCUGUCUUCGAAAAUAGACAGGGUACUAAAGCAGGACUAUCAUAACAUACGACUUGCUAAAUACAAUGUGAAAACAGUCAAGGAUAUGUUCACCAGGGUUAAGGACGAAGUACCAUUGGAUCACCAGACGAAUGUUGUUUACAGCAUUCUAUGCAACGAUUGCGAAGCCUCAUACGUAGGGAUGACGUCUAAUCGCCUAAAAACAAGGAUGAAUGGACAUCAAUCACACUACAACAAAAUGGAUAAAAUGUUAGAAGAGGGUAUAAACAUCGACGAUCCACAGAUGACAACACUAGGGGAACGAACCGCACUGAUGAGCCACAGCAUCAUAAAACAACACCGCUUCGACCUAAAAAAGGUAAAAGUAUUAGACAAACACAAAAACACACGUACACUACAAUUUCUCGAAAUGUGUCACAUAAAAAACAACAAAAAUAGUAUAAACAGAAGAUCGGAUACUGAAGGUCUGCAUUCGGUCUAUGCCGGAAUUCUAUACGAAAUAGGAAAGAUAAACAAAACACGAAACGAAAACGAAAAUGAGAAUGUCAACAACACAGGUACACAUGCAAACACCUAUACACAUGGCUCCAACGAUCGCCCAUCCACACAACAAUACACACAAAGUUAGCUAAACCAGCGCGUAGGCUGUCAAACAAGUGGAACGUAGAGAAGAAAAUCAAAAUUUUAUAGCGAAAAUCAGAGACAGGGAUUUAGUCACUGUGCAUAAAACACGCCACCUACAAUACAGUGUGCACCACAAUUAUUGGCACACAUGCACCAAAGUGAGCGCCAUUUUAAUCCAAUACAUGGACAACAUUCCGUAGAGCUCAAUCGGGUCUUCACAAGAAAACGAGCUUCUGUAAGUUAUAGGGAUGCACAAAACAGGAACAAUUAUGUAAAACUAAAAUUAUUUGUAAAACAAUUUUUUAGAGUCCUUGAAAAAGGUAAAAUAAAUUACCGAAACCGUCGGAUGUAGAUGCAAAACCGUUUUUGCUGCUACCUAGACUGAUACGGCCGAUAAAAUCACCUUCUUCUAAGAACCAAGUUGCUUCGUUCACUUCAGUUAAAUUCAGCAACAAGAGAUAAUACGAAUCAAAACCAAUGGCAACGACACCUGCGAAUAAAAAGGACUUGUGAUUGUAAGCUCGUACGUUAAACUAACCAAGGUAACUAACUAACUAACUAACGAUCUGUCAUAACUUCACCGGGGGCACCCGCAAUCUCCCCGAUUUAGUAAACGGCCGCGGAUUCGGUAUCGCAGCGUUGCAGGACGUGUGUUGCACAGGUUCCAUGGAGCAAAAAUUUAGAGAUAAUCAUACCAUCUACCAGAGUUGCGGCAACAUAUGAGAAGGGUGCAUUCUACACGCAGCUCAAACGCGAGUAUGACCGCUGUUCAAGCGAGCCACGACGUCAAGAUCAUUACAGGAGACCGAAAUGCUCAUUGUUCAGGUAGGCCUCCAGGAGGAGGAGUAUAGACCGAUGAUUGGAAAAUUACGCGCUUACCAGCUGACGAAUAUGGUUAAAGAAGGGAUCACCGAUGCAGCCGAGAGAACCAUCGGAUGCUUGGGACGGAGUCAACAGAUCGAUUGGAGUGACGAGGAGAGCAGAGAAAUUUAAGUGGAGAAGAACUUAGGCGGUCAUGCUGCAGCAAGGAACACGGCAGAACAUAUAACGUUACAGAAGGAAAAGUUGGUUACAAGGGGUUAGACAGUCCGAUCUCGUAUCAAAAUUUUGAUAAAAAUCAAAAAUAUUAAGGACAGACUUGUUAGAAUCCCAAAAUGGCCGCCGCAAUGGCCGACUUUGGCACCUACUCACGAUUUUGAGCGCACAAAUCUCUUCGUAAACAAAACCAGUGCACCUGAUCUUUUUAUUUUAAGCUUAUUAUAAGUGAGCAAGAACAGAAUAAUCAAAUGCACUGUUGUUUGAAGCUUGCAUUUUGAGAUUUGUGCGUUUGAAGUUCUGAUGCACUUUUGAAGCGGGAUUUCAAGACGUUUGU